AUGGCGCCAGGAGCACCUGACAUCCAGGAGCUCCUGAGGCGGCUGUGUGAGCUUGGAGGGAAGGAGCGUGAGCGCGAGUUCUGGAAGGCGCAUGAGUUUAUACAGGGGUGGCAGUUGCUUCUAGCUGAGCUAGUGGCGGGGGUCUCGGAGGAGAGUGGCAGCUGGGUGACGUACGUUGCCAAUAAUCAGUCAGGGGCGGCGCUGCUGGGAAUCCAAGCGCGCAGGGAGGAUCACUGGCCGGUGCAGCUCAGCGCCUGCGUGACUCGCUGUGUCAUUUGUGACGAAAAGGCGGCAGAGGCGGCAGGGGCGGAGGAGAGCAGCACCAGCAGGUGGGCGCGCCAGCAGCAGGCAGUGGGGGAGUUAGGGGAAGCUGUGAGUGAGGGGCUUCGGCUGGGACAGGAGGACGCAGAGUUUGCAAGGGAAGUCAGCACGCCUGAGGGUAGCAGGCGCGAGGCGCGGGAAGUCGAGCGGGUGAAGGAGGACCUUGAGCGCAGGGCGGCGGCUGAUCCCGCGGUGGCCAGGGCGAUUCGUCGUGCGCAGGAGUUUAUCAAGGAGUGGCGCGCGUUUGAGCUGCGGCACAAGGAGUUUCCCCGAGGCAAGGUGUACGCUGCCUUUGUGGCUAACAACGCGUCUGGGGCGGCCUGCAUUGGGCAAGUGCCUGAUCCUGCGCAGCACCUACCUGCCGUUAAGCUGGGGUGCCCAGUUGACUGUUCCGUUUGCGAGCGCUUUCAGACAUUGGGGGCAAGGGUGAUCGCCUGGAGGGAGGCGCAUGCGUUGGUGGAAGCUAGCGUGUGGUACGCCAAGGCGAAGAGGGAGCAGGAGGCGCGAAACGCCCGGCUGCAGGAGGUGGUUAGGAUCGUAGAGGUUGCGGCGGAGGAGGCCAUCAGGCAGCGGGCGAGGGGCGUGGAGGCGAGCGAGGAGCAACGUGCGGCCGCCAAACGGGAGAAGCGCAGGCGCAAGAAACAGGAGAGGCGAGCGCGUGCGGGGGCACAGACGGGCGAGAGUGUGGACGCAGGGUCGGCAGCAGGGGGGAUCACAGCGGAGGGCAGUGAGGACACCGCUAGUGCGAGCAGUGGGGUAGUUGUGAACAGGCCGGAGAGGGCAAGUCUGUCUGCGUUCUGGUGGGAAGAAGAAGAUUGGGCAGACAUGGCAGCGGUCAGUGAGGGGAAGCAACGGUUUUCGGGGAGGAAGAACGAGGGGCUCACUCUGGAGCAGUUUGAGCUCCAAGUUGAGGGGAGCAUCCUUGACCGGUUCACCAAGCUACAGAAAGACUUGGGUAGGCCGGUCGAAGGAGCCGAGUUCAAGAAGCGUUUUUGCGUGCACUUGGGGGAGCACAUGGACAACCCCGCCAAGGAGGCGCAUUUGCGCGCGUACAAGGAGUGCAACACGAAGGAGGAGCCGGUGAAGCAGCUUUUGGCGAAUCUCAAACGCCACUUCGGUGAGAGGAACGAGGGUAAAGCGCAGGAAUGGGUCAACUUCAGGCGGGAGGCAGGCGAGGAGUUACCGGAGCUGCUGUUCCGGCUGCAGGGGCUGGCGGGGGACCUCAAGAAGCCGUUGACAGAUCCUGAGCUCGUCACCAAGUUUGUGGCUGCGCUGGACAAGAGGUUGGGGGAUGCCGUCAACACGCACGCGCUGGCGGCAGCCUCGAGCGGGGACGGGGGAUACACGCUCGACAACGCUUACGACGCAGCUGUGCGGGUGAGUGAGAUGGCCUCCAGGUUGCGGAUCGCCAGGGAGAUGACUCCUAGGCCGGCAGAGGUCAGACCGAGGUGGGGCGGGCGUGCGCCGGUCGCGCACGCGGCCGUCCCUGAGGUGCAGCCAGCAGCAGCUGCGAUUGUGAUGACGGCUGGGUCAGCGGGGUCAGGCGCGUGCCACACUUGCGGGGAGAUGGGGCACUACCGAAACACGUGCCCGCAGAGGGGCGGAGGGUCAGGUCGGGGUGGCCCGGGGAGAGGCACCGGCAGGUCCGGUCCAGGUCGGGGGGCGCGGGGACCGCGGAUCUGCUUCGUCUGCGGGGACCCAGCGCACCUGUCUUUCCAGUGCCCGCAGAGGCACGUGGCACCGGCAGCGGCAGCGGUCCCCGCGGGAGGUGGUGGUGGUGCAGAGCUGGCCGCAGCAGGGCUGAGCAUGUCGGAGGUGGAGGAAUUCCGGGCGUGGAAAGCAGCGGCGCAGGCGGCGGCAGCGCUGAGUUUGGAGGAUGACGACACUGCCAGCUGGGACGGGGAUGAGUACGAGUUGGGCGCAGCUGCGUUGCCGACGGGGGGAGAUGUCAGUUGGCGCCCCACUUCGUUGUGCGAGCUUGGGGCUGUGGCGACGCGCGCAUCGGCAGGAGCGGAUGCCCCAAGCAAAGAGGCGCGGGCGAUCAGGCCUCGGUUGAAGCCCAGAAAGCAGGGGCGGGCAGGCACGCGCCCGCGGCAGGUGGUCGGUCCGGCGACGGGGCAGCCUGUGGGGACCGCUGCGCUUGAGCGCAAGGCCCCGGUUGAGGCUCUGAGACAGCUGCGAGCCCGCACAGACAAAGCAGCAUUGAAGGAGCGGAUGGCGAAGCUUCCGGACCAGGGACGGGAGGUGGCGGCGCAGGGCCUGCAUCGGCUCCCGCAGGGGUUCAGCAUUAGGACGGAGGGGACUCCGGGGGCCUCAGCACAGGCGGAGAAGCAGGGUGUGAUCCAGGGAGUGGCCACGUCGACGAGAAAGGUGGCCGGGGCAGCGCCCCCGGUUGUGGUGAUUGAACAUCCGGCAGAGGAGGUGAGAACGGGGGGAGCGGCAAUCCUGCUGGGGCAGGUCACGGUUGACGUCGAGGCGUUUCUGCAAUUGGCUGACCGCGCGGGGCUGUCACUGCAGCAGGUAGUGGCCAUGACGGGAGGGGUCGGUGCACCACAGCCGCAGCUCGACCCAAGAGAAGUCAUGCGCAGAGCGGUUGCCACAGCGGGGGGGCCGGAGAGUGAGGCUCGGAGACCCACAGGCGGAGAAGCAGGCGGCGCCGGCGGCGCUGCGCCAGUAGCGGCGCCAGGUGGCGCGGUCGGUGCGGCGCCAGGAGCGGCGCCAGGUGGCGCACGCAGCGUGGCGCCAGGAAGGGCGCCAGGAGCGGCGCCAGGUGGCACAAGCAGAGUGGCACCAGGUGGCGCGGUCGGUGCAGCGCAGAAGAUGGCGCCAGGUGGCGCUGGCGGCUCGACGCCCAUCGCAGACGUCCGUCUUGGGGCAACGGUGUCAGCACCCGUGCCAGCACGCGCGCUCAGCGCGAGGGCCAGCCGUGAGGUAGUGGGGUCGGGUGAGUCAGUAAUGCCCGGGGAAGCAGCCGAGGUGGGUCCGGGAGCAGAAGAACCGCGCGGUGAGCACAACCAGGUGCGGGUUACCAGCACGAUUAACCCCGGGGUUAACACAGACCCGGAAAGCUCGUGGAUGGCCCAGGCUAGGGCGGACUGCCUGCGGCAGGCACAGAUUCGGUCAAAGACGGAGGAGGCGGACAAGCAAUUAGCAUUGGAAAUGCUCGUUGAGGAGGCGCGGUCUGUGGGGGUCGACUCCGCGACGGCGCUAAGGGCGCAAGCGGGGCCGGUUAAAACGGUGACAAAUCCACGAAGGUGGGAGAUGGUCUCCCGCAAGGAUAAGGGCAAGGGGAAGUUGGGGGUCAACGGUGUCGAGGGGUCCGGCGAAGCAGAACGGGGGGGGACGGCAGAGGCGUGGGAAGCGUCACACGCAUUAGCGGCUUUUGCGGAAGCGCUGCCCAAAGUCCCACCCACUGAGCGCAGCCGUUGGGUCGGCACCCCGGACUGGGUGGAAAAUCGAGAUGGUGCCGUCAAGGUGAUGACGGUUGCGGGGCUUAAAGCGCCGCUGCGGGUGCUGAUUGACGGGGGCAGUUUCUACUCCAUGGCGGGGGCGCGGUUGGCCCCUCAGCUCGGCUUGCCGGUGGAAAGCAACGGGGUGCUGUGCAAGGUGCAAACGGCGCUGGGAAAGGUAGAGCCGUUGGGCAAGGGGUUCACGCGAGAUCCGGUGCCGAUUGUGCUGAAUGCCGGCACCCCGGCAGAGCUCACUCUGUAUGAGCACUUAGCUGUCACCGAGUCGACGGGCUAUGACCUGCUUAUUGAGACCCGGGCAGCUUACCCAAUCGGGCUGAGCAUUGAUCGGUGGUCGGAAAGGGGUACGUACCGCGUAGAUUGGCGCUCGCGGGGAGAGCAUGUAGCGAGCAUACCCAUGCGGUUGCGCCAGCCAGUGGGUCAGCGGGCGGUGCGCGGUUCGGAGAAUGGAGCACCCACCGGCACAGCAGGCGUCGCGCUCGCCUGCAGUGCCACGCAGUGA
Klebsormidium nitens is the source of this 4290-nucleotide messenger RNA. NCBI's taxonomy places the organism in Eukaryota, Viridiplantae, Streptophyta, Klebsormidiophyceae, Klebsormidiales, Klebsormidiaceae. The record is from the annotation of a GenBank genome assembly.